AUGUCGACCUUGCAAGAGCUGCAAGACAAGGUCGCCGACCUGCAAAAGCAAAAUGAAAUCUUGGGUAUGGAAAAUGAAAUGCUUGCAGACUACCUUCAGCGAGACGCUGAGAGAACAUCUGGCCUGGAAGACACAGAUGAGGCAUUGUCCGACCUGCCAUCCUCCCCAGUCGACAAGGGCAAGAAGGCCGCAAAGGGUGGCCGGCAAGGACAACAGCGAAGACAGCUUCCAACUACUCUUAGCUUGGAGGACAGAUUUCGGAUAGCCAACCAGGAGAUGGAAGCCCUCACAAAGGACAUCGUCGUGGGCACAGGUAUUUUGAGUUGA
Molecule: messenger RNA, 327 nt
Organism: Cladocopium goreaui
Lineage: Eukaryota; Dinophyceae; Suessiales; Symbiodiniaceae
Source: the annotation of a GenBank genome assembly